AUGGCCAAGCCAAAGCCAUCGGCAUCGUCAGAAAAGGGCUCCAGCUCGUCGCCGUCGCAGGAGACCACAGCAACUUCGCCGCAUGCACCCCUCGCCGACCAAGUGGUUCGUGUUCGCCUGGAGGAGCAUUACUACAACACACUGCUGGAGGACAUCAUGAUCCUCUCAUACGAUCACUCAUCCCCUACAGCCAGUCUCGAGGCCGCCCUCCCUGCGCUGAGCCGCAAGCUCCCUGAGAACGCCCUCGAGGAUCUUUUCUCGACCCCGUUUUCCGAUCUGCCAACACACCCCACCAACAACGUCACGACACACUUUCUCCUGUCCAACGAAAACUCGGGCUCGGUCGUGAACUUUCCGAAACGUUCGUUUGCCAAGAAGAAGCUGAACCCGAUCGAUUACACCAUUGUCAAGAAGGAGGUCAUGACGGCACUGCCGCCUCUCGAUAUCUGGAAGCCCUUCUCACCCUCGCCAAAGCGGCUGCCGCUGCUGCGGAAGGUCACGGUGAAGGUCUGGGAAGACUCUGCUGCUCACAACAAAUCCCUACUGCUGGGUGCCAUCAUGAACCUCCAGUCAAUCACCGGUGUCGAGGGAACGCCGCUCUUUUCCGACAAGAGCGAUGCUUCCCGCAAGAUCCGUGCUGGCAUGCCGCUAGGUGCCAAAGUAGACCUCUACGGCGACAAAAUGUACGAGUUUGUGGACAAACUGAACCAGUGCGUGCUGCCCCGCCUCCGCGAAUGGGAAGGCAUCAACCCGGUUGGCAACAACCUGGGCGCAUUGAAGCUCGAGCUCCCCGAGUCGGCCAUGGGCUACUUCCCCGAUAUCGAGCCUCACUUUGACAUGUUCCCGAGGAUGUUCAAAACCGAGAUCACCUUCUUUACGACUGCCCGCAACGACCGUGAAACCAUGCUGUUGCUCAGUGGCUUCCAGUUGCCAUUCCUAGACAAGCCGAUCGUCCAGCUCGAGGAGACCUCGGACGACAACUCGGAUCCUUGGGCCAAGUUCUACAAGACAAAGCGACAGCAAGAGAUGAGAAAGCAGAAGCUCAUGGGCAAGAAAUAG
This is a messenger RNA of Polychytrium aggregatum, 1059 nucleotides long. RefSeq names its product ribosomal protein L5 domain-containing protein. Gene Ontology annotation, biological process: translation. The record is from RefSeq and is a predicted model, not a curated record. Gene Ontology annotation, molecular function: structural constituent of ribosome; RNA binding. Bases 1 to 1059 code for a protein of 352 amino acids. Gene Ontology annotation, cellular component: ribosome; cytosolic large ribosomal subunit. The transcript is spliced from 2 exons. NCBI's taxonomy places the organism in Eukaryota, Fungi, Chytridiomycota, Chytridiomycetes, Polychytriales.